AUGGCGGAAGGGGGCGGCGUGUUCCCCCGGAAGCGGGAGGGGAAGGUGGCUCAUUGGCACGUCCGUUUCAUUGGCACCGGGCUGCAGGACUUCGUGGUUUCAGUGGACAAAGAGGAGCGCGAGCUCGCGGAAACGCUGCUGGCCAUUUUGAGGUCCCUGGAUCCCGCGGAUCAUGGCGACAACGCCAAGCUCCGCCGAAUCAGCCAGGAGAAGCUGAAGCAUCUCCGACAGGAGGUUCACUCUCGCCCUGAGCCCAACGCCGGCCCUGGCGGCCACGAUGAGGCAGCCCCUGGCUCCUCAUCCUCCUCCUCAGAUGGCACCAGCAGCCAACUGCGCGCUGCGGCAGCUGCCGCUGCAGCCGCUGGGAGAGAGCGUCGGAAGAGCCGCGAGGUCAAAAAGAAGAAGAAAAAGAAGAAGGAGAAGAAGGAGAAGAAGCACAAGAAGGGCAAGCGUGAGAAGCUGCCAAAGGAUGGGAAGCAGGGCAAGGAUUCCGACACCAAGCCGGUCGCGGCUUCCCCGGCUGGGGCGUCGUUGCAGAUCCAGGUGGAGUGCGAGGUCUGCUGUGAGGUGCGGCCAUACCUUCUGCCAGACGUGCGCAACUUGGCAAAACAGCCCGCCUUUCUGAAAGAUCUCUAG
This is a messenger RNA of Symbiodinium natans, 636 nucleotides long. Lineage: Eukaryota; Dinophyceae; Suessiales; Symbiodiniaceae. The record is from the annotation of a GenBank genome assembly.